AUGGGUUAUGGUAUCAUUAUAGAAGAUGCAGAUUGCCUGCUUCGGGCUAAUUUCUAUGUUCCUAUCGUAGGCUUCGAGUCAAGCUGUUACUCAUCACAUGUCUAUAUUCGGAGUGAAAUCUUAGAUGCAAGUAUUACUCUAUUGGACAUAAGUCGCAACCUCUCUUCCAAGACUACCCUUAUUCUAGAUCUUCCAAUAGGAUUUCUGAUUGCCAAAUUCGUGACUUUGUUACGUGAUGUACCUCAAAAGAUCGUGGUGGUUGUGCCUAUUGAAGAGAACCUUGAAUACUGGUGCUCUCUAAGAGAUGAAAUGCAUUUGUUAGAGAGUCUAGAUGUAGAUUUGAUCUUGCGUUAUCAUGAAUCAAUUUCUUUGGAGUACUUGUCGAGGUAUAAGUGCCUAGAAUACAUAGGCAUAAUACCCCUGGUGAUUGAUUCAAAAACCAUAAACUUUUUACUCUCGAAACCUCAGUUGCCACAUCUUUUGAUCUUCCAAUCUGUUGCACAGACAGAAAGCUUCCAAUAUUGGAGAACCUUAGCAUGCCCAAAUCGACAAAAAGGACUAGACUACAUUAUUGACCCUCUCCAGCCAUUGUCAGUCGACAUGAACUUAGAUGUUUAUGACACAUUCGCAGAAGACAUUGUCAAGUAUGAGCAGUACGACUGUGCUAUAGAGAUGGCGAUUGGUGACCUUCGUCGAAAACAUACAGCAAUGAAGAUUUUGAUUGUUGGCGCUGGCAGAGGCCCAUUUUUGAGAUCUGUCAUAAAUCAUGCCCGAAAGACGGAUCACAUAACUGUAAUAGAAAAGAACCUCAAAUGCAUUGAAUCUCUUCAAGUCAUUAUCGCUGAUCGCACGAAUAUAGAACUUUGUUGCAUGGAUGUGAGAGAAUACCAUGAUUUGAAGUCUUUCAACCUAGUUAUAUCAGAGCUUCUUGGCUCCUUUGGGUGCAACGAGGCUAGCCCUGAAAUCCUACAAGUGUUUGCAAAAAGUGAGGCAAUUAUGAUUCCCCAGAGUUAUGCGAGUUAUGUUCAGCCAAUAUACACUGGUUUGAAAAAGAUAAGCAAAUUGAACCGACCUUAUUUGACACAGCUCAGCUCGUACAUCCCGAUUGAUUGUCCUAAGUUGGCUUUCGAAUUUCAACACCCAUCAAACAAUAGACUUAGUCAACAAGUCAACUUAAGCUUUAAGGGCCCACAUCGAGAAAUUGCAAAUGCAUUUUAUGGGUAUUUCGAGGCAACGCUCUAUGGCCCAUACAAAAUAGGGAACACACCCAGGCUCAGUUGCCACGAGAAAUGCAGAUCAUGGUUUCCUAUGAUUUUUCCGAUCGAAAAACAAACAAUGCCCAUCGAUCUCACACUCUCCCGGAUGAGUGAUCUUAUUCUCACGUAUGAAUGGAAGGUAAAUGGCCGGUUAUACCCAAGAAAAUUUGAGGCCGUCAAACCCUAUGAAGUCCAAUUGCAAUGA
This is a messenger RNA of Australozyma saopauloensis, 1461 nucleotides long. RefSeq lists its product as uncharacterized. The transcript has a single exon. The record is from RefSeq and is a predicted model, not a curated record. NCBI's taxonomy places the organism in Eukaryota, Fungi, Ascomycota, Pichiomycetes, Serinales, Metschnikowiaceae. Bases 1 to 1461 code for a protein of 486 amino acids. Gene Ontology annotation, cellular component: nucleus; cytosol. Gene Ontology annotation, biological process: regulation of DNA-templated transcription.